AUGGUCCAUGUCAGGUUUCCUCGACGACGGUCCGCACUCCGUACCCUUCAUUCCUCCUCCAUUCGCGGGCACUCUGGGGUUGGCGCAGGCCGUGCAUCUUACUCACCACACACUGCAUCUGAGAGUGCCUGCCCCCAAAGAAACGAAAAGCGACAACCACACUCACCUCAGAGCAGGCAGACCCGAGUGAACACACAGAGUCAGCGUUUGAGUGUUUGGAAGGGGGGGGAAAGUAAAGGGACCCUUCAAAGGCAACGGCUGGGGCAAUCAUCUGAACGGGGGGGACGGCCAUUAGAUUGGGGCCUUGCGCGCGACGACGCUUUUACUACGAAACCUUGUGCCAAAAUAAGGUGCUUCACUCUCUCUCAAUGCGGCGAGAUGAGCACAAGCAAAAGUGUCACACAAAAGUAUGAGAGAUUGCCCAUCUCACCACACUGCAUCAGUUGA
Molecule: messenger RNA, 447 nt
Organism: Colletotrichum paranaense
Lineage: Eukaryota; Fungi; Ascomycota; Sordariomycetes; Glomerellales; Glomerellaceae
Exons: 1
Coding region: 1-447 (148 amino acids)
Source: RefSeq, a predicted model, not a curated record